AUGUCAGGUGGUCCAGUUCCAGUAUGGAAGAAGUAUACCACUCAGUCAACCGGUAUCUGGGAAAGACUAAGACAAAUCUUAGCCUUGGUUCCAAAUAGAUCUAGUGGUAAUCCGAUCGUCAAUCGUUUCAGAGUGCAACCUCCUGGUGAUAGAAUUGAAGAUGCCAAAAAGUAUAUUGAUCCUAUAACUUAUCCAGCAGGUGAUAUUCAAAACAAUCCUUAUCAUAAAAGAGAUUAUAGAAGAAAUUAUCCUCAAGUACAUACUUUUAAUCAAUCUAAAAUCAGUGGUUUAUUGCAAUUAGGUUCAGCUCAAAAUCCAAGAAUUUCAAUUGGUGAUAAAGGUACCAAAGAAUUAUCUGUUUAUAUUGAUUCAACUCAACCAGUUAGUUUAGCAACUACUUUACAAUCUGUUCCAGCUAAUGUCAUAAAAGGUGAAUUAUUAGGUUCUUCAGGUGAACCAAUUGUAGCACCUUCUUUAAACAAAUUUCAAUGGAAAAUUUUAGAAGAGCCUGAGCAUGGUAUGUUUACUGAUCAAUACCCAUGUCGUAUCUUCACAGAAAAGAAAGUUGCAUCCAGUUGA
Messenger RNA from Scheffersomyces coipomensis, 579 nucleotides. RefSeq names its product Nuo2p (gene NUO2). The coding region runs from base 1 to 579 and encodes 192 amino acids. The transcript has a single exon. NCBI's taxonomy places the organism in Eukaryota, Fungi, Ascomycota, Pichiomycetes, Serinales, Debaryomycetaceae. The record is from RefSeq and is a predicted model, not a curated record.